Messenger RNA from Ilex paraguariensis (yerba mate), 1419 nucleotides. The record is from the annotation of a GenBank genome assembly. Lineage: Eukaryota; Viridiplantae; Streptophyta; Magnoliopsida; Aquifoliales; Aquifoliaceae.
AUGGAGAACACUCACUCCCGUAGGCGUCAAUCUGCCGGAAUACCACCCUCGCCUCGCCUACAACGAAGCAAAAGCGGAACUCCGGCCAUAUCGCUACCGGAUCAGAACCAUUCACUCACGUCAAAGUCUCGCCACCGAUCAAAAUCAACAACAAGAUCAAGAACACACAAAGAAGAAGAGAAUUCGAUUACUUUAACCAAAACUCCAAGCACCCAAAAUAAGCCUCUAGAAAAGAGACACAGUUUUGUCAAUUUUUUGCAAACAAGGUCAACAUCUCCUUCUCCUUCUGCAUGGGCGUUAUCUCCAGGGAGAUCUUCGCCUUGUUCAAUGGUUCCAAAUUCACCUAGCUCUGGCCGAGUACUGAAGAAGGAACUGAUCAGUGGUGGUAUUAAUGGGGUUUUGAAGUACUUCAGGCAGAAGAAGACGCCACCGAUACAAGAGGAAGGGUAUCAUCGGUUUCGUGUUGUGCAUAACAGACUGUUGCAGUGGAGGUUUGUGAAUGCUCGAGCGGUUGCUGCCAUGGCUGCUGUUAAGAUUGUUGCAGGGAAAAAGUUGUUUAAUGUUUGGGUAAGAAUCUUCAUAGUGAGAAACUCCAUGGUAGACAAGAAAAUUCAAAUGCAAAGAUUCAAGAAUGAGAUCAAACUUCAUCAGAUAAUGAGUUCACAAGUUUGUUUGCUCAAACAAUGGGCAAGACUGGAGAGCAGAAAUGUUGAAGCUGUGAGCAGGUUGACACGAAAACUGUCUGCAAUAUCAAUCAACCUCCAUUUACUCGAAGAUGCUAAGGCUGAUGUACUGUCAGUCCAUGAUGCUAUGAGCACGGCCACUGGAGUCAUGGACAGCAUAAUAACAACGAUCACUAAAUUUCACUCCCAGAAAAAGUUGUUUAAUGUUUGGGUAAGAAUCUUCAUAGUGAGAAACUCCAUGGUAGACAAGAAAAUUCAAAUGCAAAGAUUCAAGAAUGAGAUCAAACUUCAUCAGAUAAUGAGUUCACAAGUUUGUUUGCUCAAACAAUGGGCAAGACUGGAGAGCAGAAAUGUUGAAGCUGUGAGCAGGUUGACACGAAAACUGUCUGCAAUAUCAAUCAACCUCCAUUUACUCGAAGAUGCUAAGGCUGAUGUACUGUCAGUCCAUGAUGCUAUGAGCACGGCCACUGGAGUCAUGGACAGCAUAAUAACAACGAUCACUAAAUUUCACUCCCAGGACUACUUGAUGGACUGGAUUCAUGGGCCUUUAUUGGACCAGAAUCUUGGGCAUAGUAAGAGAGAGGCGAAGACGAAAAAGGUUAAGAGGGCUAAUCUGAGAGUGAGAGGUUUGUUUGUUUUGGUUGUGGUGGAAUUGAUUCGAUUAAAGAAGAAGAAGGACCAUGAGGAAGUCGUAUUUGGAGGAAGCAUUGGGAGAAGAGUGUCUGUAAGACUGUAG